Molecule: messenger RNA, 1398 nt
Organism: Penicillium canariense
Lineage: Eukaryota; Fungi; Ascomycota; Eurotiomycetes; Eurotiales; Aspergillaceae
Exons: 1
Coding region: 1-1398 (465 amino acids)
Source: RefSeq, a predicted model, not a curated record
AUGCCGCGUCCUGCUCCGAAACGAAACAGAUUGACCAAGGCGAAGGUCGCCAAUGCAACUGAACAACGCGACCAGCCCGACUCCAAUGCCGCCAAAUUGCCGCCUCCAGCGGAGCGCGCGUCCAGCGUGGAUCCUCGACCAACCCUCCGAAGCCAAACACCCUUGACCAAAACCAAUGAGCAAGCAAUCGAGUCCUCCCCUACUGGUGACCAUCCAGGCACUGGUAGUCGUCCUGGGACGGGCAGUCGGCCCCCUACGCGAUCCCGCGGCUACUCAUCUACAUUAUCCUUCGCGGGGCGCAAAGGUGACACGAGCUCGCGCAUUCCCGGUACACCUGGUUUUGAGAGCUCCAUGCUCAGCAAUUUCCGGCGACGCCCGCGACAGCAGAGUAUCCUACAGAUGAUGCAGGCAGAGGAUGGCUCGUCCGACCUCGACGAGGAAGACUUUCUCGGCGGACUGAGCCCGGCGGAUGAAUCUACACCACUGCAUCUUUCUCGAGGCAAGUCGCUGUUGAUCAGACAGGGCGAGCAGUCACAGUCCCCAUCUGAAUCCCUGCCAUCCUCUGGCGGGUCACGCAAGCGCAAGCGCGCUGAGCAAAUACAAGUACCCCAGUCCCCUUCCGAGGUGGUCGCCGACACCAUCGAGGACACCCCCAGUGCCACACCCGUUCCUCGCGAUCUGACGCCCGAUGCGCCCGAAGAGACACCCCGGCCUUUACGCUUCCCUGAAGUCUUCAGUCAAACAAUGCUUCCUCCCGAUAGCAGCCCACUGGGCUCUAACGCGACAGGCCUUCGGUCGCCCAGCGUUGUUUCCCAGCAAGCCCUGGGGGCCAAGAAGUCUAGAGACCCAGCUCACUUGUCCACCGCCGCAUUACAAGACAAACUUCUCCCCCGGCGACGACAGGGUCGCCGCAAGCACCGAUCCGCCGGCGAGUUUGAUGUUCCCAGCGACGAGAGUGAUGAUGGCAUGCAUGAUGCAGCCUCUGGCGAUGACGAUGAGUUGAGCUACCUGCUUGUGAGGAGGUCCAGGCGGGGUGGAGAGACAAGCAAACCAAAGCCCCUGGGCAAUGCUCGCGAUAAGACUAAGCUCAACAAUCAGAAGCAAAAGAAGAGCAGGGCCAAGUCAGCGCAGCCCGCGAAACCGGCGGACACACAAGAGCCGGCUGCGUACUCGCGCGCGAGUAAAACCGGAGAUAUCGACAAGGAGAACGAGUUGCUUCUAUCGUCACCAUCAUCUUCGCCCUUGUCAUCUCCGCCUGAUUCAGAGGCGUCGGAGUCAGAAGCGGAAGUUGAACCGCGUCGCUACAUGAGUGCAGAGUUGCGCGCCGCGGCGAAGAAGUUCGCUGAGGUCGAUAAGUGGCAGAUGGAGUUCGAGGAAGUGUCAGCGUCGGAGGCAUAG